AUGGAAGAGAUGAAGGACAUCUCCAUGGCGGGCCUCCGUUCUAUGUUUUACAUGGUCACACCUAACGAGUCAUCUUUCCAACAUGUCGAGGAGGUCCCGAAGUACACGAGCCAGGCCUCCCCAUUCUUCAUCACCCUGAUACUGCUGGAGCUGGUGGUGGGAUGGAUCAAGACGGGAAAGCCCAUCGGCUCCAUCAGUGACGGCAUCACGUCUAUAUUCGCCGGAAUAAUCUCCCGGCUGCCAUCGUUGUUCAUGAGGGGCUUGGAGCUGACGACCUACAUCUUCGUGUGGAACCACUUCCGCAUGGUGGUGCUGCCCUGGGACUCUCCCUGGACCUGGUGGCUGGCCUUCCUGGCCGUAGACUUUGGCUACUACUGGGUCCACCGCUCCUCCCAUGAGGUGUCCUUCAUGUGGGCAGCCCACCAGGUGCACCACAGUUCAGAGUACUACAACCUGUCCACAGCGCUACGACAAUCCCUGGUUCAUCACUUUCUCUCAUGGGUGUUCUACCUGCCCAUGGCACUGGCCGUUCCCCCUUCCGUGUUCGCCGUCCACAUCGAAUUCAAUCUCCUCUACCAGUUCUGGAUCCACACCGAGGUGAUCAAGGACCUGGGCCCCCUGGAAUGGAUCCUUAACACCCCCAGUCAUCACAGAGUUCACCAUGGACGUAAUCUGUACUGCAUUGACAAGAACUACGGAGGAGUGCUGAUUGUAUGGGACCGACUGUUUGGUACGUUCACCCCUGAGAAAGACAAGGUGGUGUACGGCCUUGUGUUUCCCAUCAAAACAUAUGAAUCCCUCAACAUUCAGUUCCACUACUAUCGGUAUUUGUGGAGAAAAGCCAGCCGCUUCAAUACAUUAAGUGAGAAGCUGUCGACAUUUUCCAACGGACCGAGUUGGAAACCUGGCAAACCGAGACUGGGCGAUCACGAACAAGUCCCUCAUUUAACUGGGAAGGAGCUGCCUCUUGAUCGUCAGUUAUCCCUGGCUGCACGCCUCUACCUGGUCAUCCACUUCCUGCUGGUCCUGGGCCUGUACUUCAAAGUCAAAACGAUGCAGAGCCAGCUCACUGUGCUGGCCAUGAUCGGAUACAUGCUGCUCACCUUCACCUCGCUUGGUCACCUCAUGGACCGCAGGCCGAAGGCGGCCGUUUGGGAGAUGCUUCGCUGCGCUGUCAUGCUGGCGAUGCAGAGCUACGGCUACAUGGAGGCCAUCGUGCCUGCACUGACCAUACCGGCCAAGGCCUUUGUCUCCCUCUGUCUGCUGUUCUGGGUACUGCACAAUGGCUCCCAGCUGGUCCGCAUCAAGAACAAGUCCAACUGAUUCCAAUCACACACCUGGAUAAUGUGCUUGGACUGUAAGGGUACAUAUAUAUUUAAUAUACCAUAACUUAAACAUAAUGCUACAAUAUAACCUCCUAACCAGUGUGGAUUCAAUUAUUGUUAUCUUUAUUAAUACGGAGUAUAAUGAGUGGAUUAUCUUUAUACAAUAACUGUAUUAAUGUGUAUAAGUGUCAAUGGUGCAUAUGGUACAUAUCAUUUAUUUGUACUUAAAUAGAAUGAAAAGUAUGAUUCUGAUCGCUUAACAUUGUUAAGCCUGCUAACUACAUCAAAAUGAAUACGUAUUUGAACUUGUUGUUGUGAAUGAAGUAAUGAAAUGCAGUCAAAUCACUGUGAUUACACUGUAAGAUAUACAGGGAAAUAGGAACAUUUGAAAUAUAAUGUGAUGAUAUUGAUUUAGCCUCAUAGGUUUGGAUGCCUCCAAGUGUCCAGUUAUUUCUAGGAUUGUUGAAGCCAGUAUGGAUAAUAGUGUUGAUCUUAACAUCUUAAACUUUUGAUUUGCCAUAGAACCU
Molecule: messenger RNA, 1852 nt
Organism: Gadus chalcogrammus (walleye pollock)
Lineage: Eukaryota; Metazoa; Chordata; Actinopteri; Gadiformes; Gadidae
Gene: agmo
Product: alkylglycerol monooxygenase
Exons: 13
Coding region: 1-1323 (440 amino acids)
Biological process (GO): lipid biosynthetic process
Cellular component (GO): endoplasmic reticulum
Molecular function (GO): oxidoreductase activity; iron ion binding
Source: RefSeq, a predicted model, not a curated record